Molecule: messenger RNA, 660 nt
Organism: Colletotrichum siamense
Lineage: Eukaryota; Fungi; Ascomycota; Sordariomycetes; Glomerellales; Glomerellaceae
Gene: HMGB3
Product: High mobility group protein B3
Exons: 5
Coding region: 1-660 (219 amino acids)
Biological process (GO): regulation of gene expression
Cellular component (GO): nucleus
Molecular function (GO): protein binding
Source: RefSeq, a predicted model, not a curated record
AUGGCCCAAAAUCUGGAGAGCAUCUUCCAGGAGCUGGGCAUUUCCCAGUACCUCGACAUCUUUCUGGAGCAAGGAUUUGACACGUGGGACACGAUUUUGGAUAUCACGGAAUCCGACCUCGACGCACUUGGUGUCAAGUUGGGCCACAGACGUAAAUUGCAGAGGCGCAUAGCCAACUCCAGGGGCCACGCUCCCGAUGUGUCCCUAGUAUCACCAACGAGAGCAAGCGUGGAAGAGCCCAAGACCGAGACGCAACGGCCCGAUCAACCGCGGCCCGAGAACAAAGAGGGCCCAGUUCAAGCCAAGCGCAAAUACCGACGACACCCAAAGCCGGAUGAGAAUGCGCCAGAGCGCCCCCCUUCUGCCUAUGUGUUAUUUUCCAACAAAAUGCGCGACGAGUUGAAAGGUCGCAAUUUGACUUUUACUGAAAUAGCCAAAUUGGUUGGUGAACACUGGCAGAACCUCACUCCCGCAGAAAAGGAACCGUAUGAAACCUCGGCUCUGAAAGCAAAGGAGAAGUACAACCAUGAUUUGGCCGAGUACAAGAAGACUCCGGAGUUCAGAAAGUACACGGCAUACCUCGCAGACUUCAAGGCCAGGCAAGCCAGCGCUAAUCAAGGUGAGACGCUAUGCUUUAUUCCAACUCCCAUGCACUACUAA